Cornus florida is the source of this 2799-nucleotide messenger RNA. Its product is annotated as potassium transporter 4. The record is from RefSeq and is a predicted model, not a curated record. Gene Ontology annotation, biological process: cell tip growth; potassium ion transmembrane transport. Gene Ontology annotation, molecular function: potassium ion transmembrane transporter activity. Lineage: Eukaryota; Viridiplantae; Streptophyta; Magnoliopsida; Cornales; Cornaceae. The transcript has 9 exons. The coding region runs from base 171 to 2525 and encodes 784 amino acids. Gene Ontology annotation, cellular component: membrane.
UUACAUUCGUCACAUGAUUAAUGGAUGGUUUAGAAGAGGAAGAACGGAAAGGAGUGACUGUGAGAGAGAUUGUCGAUAUAUAUAGACAUGACAUAGAUGGAUAAAUAGAUGAACUACUAAAAAAAGCAAGCAGAAAGCAGGCAGAGCAGGUGGGUCGACUGCCGAUACCAAUGGAGCCAGAGUCUGGAAUUUCGCCGCCUCCGCACCCUUCUCAGCUUUCAUGGGUGAAUCUAUCCAGGAAUCUAGUACUAGCAUACCAAAGUUUUGGUGUGGUAUAUGGAGACUUAAGCACUUCACCUCUCUAUGUCUAUAGAAGCAUAUUCAUAGGGAAGUUGCAGAAUCAUCAAAAUGAGGAAGCAAUAUUUGGUGCAUUUUCAUUGAUUUUUUGGACUCUCACAUUAAUACCUUUGCUCAAAUAUGUGUUCAUCCUAUUGAGUGCUGAUGAUAAUGGUGAAGGUGGGACAUUUGCUCUUUACUCGCUGCUUUGUAGGCAUGCAAAGUUUAGUUUACUUCCCAAUCAACAAGCAGCUGAUGAGGAGCUGUCUGCUUACAAAUAUGGUCCCUCAAGACAGGUUGCAUCAUCUUUACCACUGAAGCGAUUUCUUGAAAAGCAUAAAAGGUUACGGACAGCGCUACUUAUUGUGGUAUUAUUGGGUGCUUGCAUGGUCAUAGGAGAUGGUGUUAUCACUCCUGCAAUUUCAGUUCUGUCAUCCGUAUCGGGGCUUCAAGUUACCGAACAUAAGUUGACUGAUGGCGAGGUGCUAUUGCUUACCUGUGUCAUAUUGGUUGGCCUGUUCGCUCUGCAGCAUUGUGGUACCCACAAGGUAGCAUUUAUGUUUGCACCAAUUGUUAUAAUCUGGUUGAUAUCAAUAUUUGCCACUGGGCUGUACAAUAUCAUUCAUUGGAACCCAAAAAUUGUGCGUGCUAUUUCUCCGUAUUAUAUUAUCAAGUUCUUUAGUGAGACUGGUAAAGACGGCUGGAUUUCACUUGGAGGGGUCCUUCUUUCCAUAACAGGUACUGAAGCUAUGUUUGCAGAUCUUGGCCAUUUUACCGCCUUGUCAAUAAGGCUUGCAUUUGCGUUUGUUGUAUAUCCUUGUUUGGUGGUACAAUACAUGGGACAGGCUGCUUUCUUGUCUAAAAAUAUAUCAUCGAUUCCUAACAGCUUCUAUGAUUCAAUUCCUGAUAUUGUAUUUUGGCCUGUCUUUGUUAUUGCCACUCUAGCAGCUAUCGUUGGGAGUCAGGCCAUCAUUAGUGCUACAUUUUCCAUUGUCAAGCAAUGUCAUGCCCUCGGUUGCUUUCCACGAGUUAAGGUUGUCCACACCUCAAAACAUAUUUAUGGACAGAUCUAUAUACCAGAGAUAAAUUGGAUCCUCAUGAUUCUUACUCUUGCUAUAGCUAUUGGGUUCCGGGACACAACUUUAAUUGGAAAUGCUUAUGGUCUUGCUUGCAUGACAGUUAUGUUUAUAACAACAUUUCUCAUGGCACUUGUCAUAAUCUUCGUCUGGCAGAGAAGCAUUCUAUUGGCCGCAGCAUUCCUUCUAUUCUUUGGGUUCAUUGAGGGUGUCUACCUGUCAUCUGCAUUCAUAAAAGUUCCUCAGGGGGGAUGGGUCUCUCUUGUGCUCUCUUUCAUCUUUAUGGUUAUCAUGUUUGUCUGGCACUAUGGAACUCGCAAGAAAUACAAUUUUGAUCUGCACAACAAAGUUCCAUUGAGAUGGCUUUUUGGCCUGGGCCCUAGCCUUGGGAUUGUCCGUGUGCCUGGGAUUGGCCUCAUAUAUUCGGAGUUGGCAACAGGAGUACCUGCAAUCUUCUCUCACUUUGUGACAAAUCUUCCUGCAUUUCACAAUGUGUUGGUUUUCGUUUGUGUAAAAUCUGUUCCGGUACCCUAUGUCUCACCUGAGGAACGAUUCCUCAUUGGGCGAAUUUGCCCAAGACCCUACCGUAUGUACCGUUGCAUUGUGAGGUAUGGGUAUAAGGACAUCCAGAGAGAUGAUGGAGAUUUUGAAAACCAACUCAUUCAAAGUAUAGCAGAAUUCAUUCAGAUGGAAGCAGUAGAACCACAGCUUUCGAGCUCAGAGAGUGCGUCUUUUGAUGGGAGGAUGGCAGUCAUAAGCACCAGAACUAUUCAAUCAAGCUCAAGCAUAAUGGUAUCUGAGGAAGAGGAUUUUGUUGUGAGCAACUCCAUCCAAAGCAGUAAAUCUUUAACCCUCCAGAGUUUGCGAUCUGCUUAUGAUGAUGAGAACCCACAGAUCAGGAGGCGCCAAGUGCGGUUUCAAUUGUCACAAAGCCCUGGAAUGGAUCCUUCAGUUAGAGAAGAGCUUUUGGACUUGAUCCGGGCAAAGGAAGCCGGGGUUGCAUAUAUAAUAGGGCACUCUUAUGUGAAGGCAAGGAGAUCAUCUUCGUUUUUGAAAAAGCUUGUAAUUGAUAUUGGUUAUUCAUUUCUCCGCAAGAAUUGCAGGGGCCCUGCUGUGGCGCUAAACAUUCCUCACAUUAGCCUCAUUGAAGUUGGCAUGACAUAUUAUGUCUAGUGCUUUAUUAGUGAACUAUUAUUCUCCAUCAAUCUUUGUGUAUUUGUGAAGUAGUAGACAAGUAGAGGUUGUUACUCACUUAUCCUUGCCAUUGGCAGGAGAAGCUCUGUAGCUGAAGGUAUUAUGGAUUAGGAUUAGUACAAUGCAAAUGGUCAUGAAAGUGCUUUAAUUAUUCUGUCUCACUUAUGUCGUAAUAUUCAUCUGACAGAUAAGCUUUCAUAUCAAACAAUGAUCAGAAGGUGCAUUUAAUCUGGAUUUUCACUUUUAAGAUUCA